Anopheles arabiensis is the source of this 1241-nucleotide messenger RNA. RefSeq lists its product as uncharacterized. The coding region runs from base 27 to 1226 and encodes 399 amino acids. The transcript has 4 exons. Lineage: Eukaryota; Metazoa; Arthropoda; Insecta; Diptera; Culicidae. The record is from RefSeq and is a predicted model, not a curated record.
UGUCGCAUGGCGGCACUUGUGCAAGCAUGCUCUUCACAAUUACACGUAAACAUAAGGGCUUACAAUUAUGCUCAUCUCUAGACUAUUUAAGCCAUCGCUUAUGUCGAGCAGUUCAUCACUCACAACUACAUCGGGGAAAGGUUUCAGUGGGAACCACGAACUUCAGCAGCUCACGGUACACCAUCAUGACAUCAUCACGGAAAGUUUCCCUAUUGGUGACGCUUUUGCUUCUUCUUCAUUAUCCUGACAAUUCAUUUGGCUUUGGUUGGUGGUUUCUGUGGUCUCUGACGACGGGAGUUUCAACAGCGUGCCCGACCAUCACAACUACCUCCAGCUCAGCCUCCCCCAUCAUCAGCCAGUCCGCCAAUGGUUUAGAAAUAUCGCUGGGUAAUCGUGAAAACACCAGCACAAUUGGCAUGGACAACGGAACCAACAUUGCCAACGUAGAGGUAAACUACGCCCGCGAACUACCUUUCAACUAUCUACCUUACUUUUCCACCCUACUGCAACAAGAGGGCCCAAGCGAAUUCAGAACCAUACCGGCCGAACAAUUCUCGCCGAACGUUUGGAUAGAAUCUAUUCUAGAAGCUUAUUUCCGUGCGGCCAACGAUAGUCGCCGUGACAUGCUGGGCGCGCUCAAUGUGCAGCUAGUAGAGUUAGAGACCUAUGCCGAGGAUGUCGCUGCAAUGCUCAACCGCAUAAGGAUCGCUUUCGGUAUCGAACUGAACCAGAGGCUCCUCGCGCUGGACGUGGCAGUGUUGCGUUGUGCGCAAGGGCAAUCAAUAGACGCAGCUGCCAAAAAGGCACUCGAAGGUGACCGUGAUUGCAUAUCGAAUCGGCUCGAACGGGUUCGACAAGCACAACGGGAAGCAGCGUACAAUAUGAGUCGCCUGCUGGUCGAAUGGGAUGAAGGAUAUCUCAGAGACGAGAUAGCACAGUGUUGGGAAAAUCAGAUCGAUGAGGUUAACACAGAUAACGCAUACCAAUUAGCAUGCAUCUCGAGUAUUCUACACGAAGUGCAUCGCAAAACCCUGCUUAUGUCUCACAACGCUCAACAAUUAACGCUGGGAGCAAACGAUGAGUUCGGUACUUCAAAAGCGAAUAUGCUUCAGUGCGCUGAAAACCUUGUAGAGGAAGCUAAGAAAUGUCUGGAAGACAUAUCCAUCAUUACUUCCGAAUGUCAAACGCAUGUACAACAAGUUGUUGUAAAAGUCAUUUAUCUAUGACACGCGAUCAUUCGC